AUGGAAACUACCAACUCACCCUUCACGACUGAAUUCAAAAUACAACUCAUUCAAUCUCACAAAUCAAUCAAACCAAUCAUCAAAAAAGAACAAGAAUCAGAAAGCCAACUCAUCAAAAUCAAAUCUAAACUAGAAUCUUAUUUAAAUUCAACUACUCAAUUCAUUUGGCAUACUUCUAAACCGAUUCUUUCCAUUAACUUUGAUCAAGAAUUCAUUCAUGGUACUUUAUUUUAUUCUGAUUCGAUUCAAGAUGAAUGGUUUUUGGUUUGGUGUUUAGUUCAACUUAGUCAUGCUUUUCCUACUUCAAUUCUCAUCAGUAUAAAUGAUGAUGAUGGUGAAUUCUUAUUAAUCGAAUCAGCUGAUUAUUUACCUAAAUGGAUCACUCCUCAUCUUUCCAAAGGCAGAGUUUGGAUUCAAUCGGGUGAUUUACAUCUUAUUCCAUUGAAUCAUCCAUACGCUCUGGAUUAUCAACAUGAUCCAUUACCUCAUCAAAUCGCAUUCGAAAUCUUUAAAAAACCAUUAGAUACCUUUCCAACCAUUGCUUCAAAUCAAAUCAAUCAAUCUAUUCAACUUCGAUUAAAUCAAUCAACACCAGAUCAAUUAAUUCAAAAUCAUCUCUACAAUACACAUGCUUAUUUACAUCGAGAUAUCUCAAGAGUUUUACGAUCGAAUCCUAAUCUGAUCGGAUUGGCCAUCCAAGCUUUCAUGGAAAGAGAUCCACAAACCUUUAAAGUUUGUCAAACAAUGAAUCGAUUCCCACCUAAUCCGAUUUCCAAUCAGCCCAACUCUUCAAACCAGAUCAAACUGAGCCCUUUGAAACUUACCAGACCGUUAUAUGCUUCAUUACUCAAUCAUCAACAAACUUUUUAUCCUCCAAAACCAUUUGAAAAAUCACAAUGGUUUCAAUCUCUUGAUUUUCAUCCAUCAUCUAAAUCUUCAGAUCAAACUCAAGAAUUCAAACGUAGAUUACUAGGCCUUAAAAUCAAUUGUGGAUUUGAAAUCUUAUAUCAUCAAGAACUGGAUAGUUUUCAAAAAUAUCUUAAUAAAUUAAAAUCAGUUGGGUAUUUUAAAUCAGAACUGAAAGGUUCAAAAGAAUACAAUCAAUUAGAAUCGAAAGCUAAAGAAACUUUUUUGAAUCAAAAAUCAAGUUCGAUUUCAUUAAUUGAUUUAUUAGAAAGUUCUUUGGAUCAAACUGAUGAUUCAAUAGACGAAAUGAACUUUGAAUCUGAAAGUGAUGAAUGGUUAGAAAUAAAUGAAGAAGAACUUCAACGAUUAUUUAAACAAGACCCCCCUGAAGUCAAUGAUGAAGCUGAAGAUAAUUCCGAAAAAGUAACAGUAGAAGAAGAAAGAAUGGCAAAAGAAGAUGUGAAUAAGAUGAUUUCGUUUGCAGAAAGGAUGGAAAGUUUUGUAAAUGGUCAAGGAAGUCUUGAAGGAGCAUUACAUUCUGAUGAUGAACAUUCAUCUGAUGAAGAUGAUGAUCAGGAUAGUGAUGAUGAUGAUGAUGAUUCUGAACAAGAAGAACUUAGAGCUAAUUUAGGAGACCUGAAACGGAAUAAGGAUUCGAGAGAUUGGACUCAAGCUAAGAUGAGUGAUUAUGAUGAUCAUCAGAGUAAGAAACGAUUAGAAUCGAUUGUGCCUAGUUUUGAUCAAACUGAAUGGGGAUCCAAAUCAAACAAAGAUGAUUCAAUAAAUUCAAAUGCUCAACAUCCUAACGAUCAGUCUUCUAAUUUAAAACCAAAAACUCAACUUUUCGAUCUUCAAUCGACUUCUCAAUCCUCGAUUUCUAAACCCGAUUGUCAAUCUUUGAAAUCUGAAACAAAACUAGAUUCAUCCGGUUUAACUAAAGAAUCAUAUGAUGGAGUGUGUGAUGAAGAAACAUCAGAAGAAGAAGAUGAUGAUGAUGAAACAUUCAAGAUGAAUCUGGACAAUGAAAUGGAAAUGGACAUUGAAAUGGAAAUGGAUACAGAACGUGAUGAGUUUUUAAACUUUGCACGUGAAGCUUUAGGAUUAAGUGAAGAACAGUACCAAGAAAUCUUAAGUAGUCGUAAAGAAAGAGGAGCUUAUGUACCACCACCUAUAAAAACUAAAGAAAAAGAACCGAUUGAGACAUUCAUCGAAUCAGAAAGACCUCAAGUAGAUAGAAAAGGUAAAAAAUCAGUCAGAUUUCAUCAAGAAGAAACCCCACAAGAAUCGAGAUUUGAAGAAGCCGAACCGAUGAAAGUGAAUGAAAAGUUAAAUGAUUUUGAAAGUAUGAUGGAUGCGAUUGAAAGUGAAUUAGAAAUCCAAAAAACCAAAAAAGGAGGCCCGAUUCCGAACCACUUCACCGGACCGAAUUAUCAAACCGAAAAUGAAAACGAAAAGGAUGAAGAAGAUGAAGAAGAUGAAGAAGUAAGAAUAGAAGAUUUAAAAAUGAAAGAGAUUCAAGAAAUGAUGAAAACCGAAUUAGAAUCGAUUGGAUUGAUUGAAAAAGAUGAAGAAUGUAAUCCAAGUGAAAAAGAAUGUAAAAUGAUCACAGGCUUCUUGGAUAGUUUUAAUUCUCAAUUGAAUUCGAAUGGACCUGUUGGAAAUUUAGCUGGUCGGAUUGGAAUUAAGAUGAUUGAUCAAUUGGAAUGA
Messenger RNA from Melampsora larici-populina 98AG31, 2613 nucleotides. RefSeq lists its product as uncharacterized. Bases 1 to 2613 code for a protein of 870 amino acids. The transcript has 3 exons. NCBI's taxonomy places the organism in Eukaryota, Fungi, Basidiomycota, Pucciniomycetes, Pucciniales, Melampsoraceae. Gene Ontology annotation, cellular component: nucleus. The record is from RefSeq and is a predicted model, not a curated record.